Kluyveromyces marxianus DMKU3-1042 is the source of this 2340-nucleotide messenger RNA. RefSeq names its product AAA family ATPase AFG3 (gene AFG3). The record is from RefSeq and is a predicted model, not a curated record. Lineage: Eukaryota; Fungi; Ascomycota; Saccharomycetes; Saccharomycetales; Saccharomycetaceae. Gene Ontology annotation, cellular component: membrane; m-AAA complex. Gene Ontology annotation, molecular function: ATP-dependent peptidase activity; metalloendopeptidase activity; ATP hydrolysis activity. Gene Ontology annotation, biological process: mitochondrial protein processing; protein-containing complex assembly. The transcript has a single exon. The coding region runs from base 1 to 2340 and encodes 779 amino acids.
AUGCUUUCAAGAAAUAUUGCUGCCAGAGGCCCGUUUACUUCCAUGAAUACCGCCAGACGUUUUACCGUCUCCAAGUUUAGUAGCAGCCUUGCGUCUGUGAGCCAUGCCAGAAGUACUGAUUUGCGCAUGCUUAGGAUACCAUCAAAUUACAUAUCAACAGGAUUCACAGUAAGACAGUUCAGCACAAAUACACAUCUAGGAUUCCGCCAGAGCUUUGCAUCGUUUGAUAAGGAUCCUAAAAAGGAUAACGAAGACCAGAAUAAAAAUAAGAAAGAUAAUAAUAAGGGAGAUGAGAAGGAUCAGGAAUUCAAAAAUAUCUCUGACUAUUUCAAAUCAAAAGAGUUCUUCCGCUCACUAUACCUCACGGUGGGGUUGACAUUCAUUUUCCACGUUCUAACGACGCCAUCCUCGCAGCCGUUGGAUAACGAACUUCUCUCCUUCCAGGAUUUCAAGACUAAAUAUUUGGAAAAGGGACUUGUAAAGCGUAUCUACAUCGUUAACAAGUAUUUGGUAGAGGCAGAACUACUGCCCGAGGCCACUCAACAUUUGGGGAUGGGAAAUGGUUUCUUCUCCGUCCCAACAACGAAUCCAGUCAUUGCAUUUACUAUCGGUUCUGUUGACGUUUUUGAAGAACAAAUGGACCAAAUUCAAGAUAAGUUAAAUAUCCCAGAACAGGACCGUAUCCCUAUUACCUAUGCGGAGAAAGUUUCUCCUCUGCAAUACAUCGUCCCUUUCAUCCCUACUUUCCUAUUGUUAGGUGGUUUGCUAUAUCUAACCUCAAGAAGGAUGGGUGGAGCUGGUGGUGGACCCGGUGGUGACAUGGGUGGAAUGUUCGGUGUUGGAAAAUCUAAAGCUAAGUUGUUCAACAAGGAAACAGAUAUCAAGGUAAAGUUUAAGGAUGUGGCAGGUUGUAAUGAAGCAAAAAGCGAAAUUAUGGAAUUCGUCCAUUUCUUACAGAAGCCAGAGAAGUACAAAAAGUUGGGUGCUCAAAUCCCAAGAGGUGCAAUUUUAUCUGGUCCACCAGGUACAGGUAAAACUUUGUUAGCAAAAGCAACUGCCGGUGAAGCAGGUGUCCCAUUUUUGUCUGUGUCAGGUUCCGAAUUUGUAGAAAUGUUUGUUGGUGUUGGUGCUUCCCGUGUUCGUGAUUUGUUCGAGAACGCAAGAAAGUUAGCCCCAGCAAUUAUCUUCGUGGACGAAAUCGAUGCUAUUGGUAAGGAAAGAGGAAAAGGUGGUGCAAUGGGAGGUGCAAACGAUGAAAGAGAAGCCACUUUGAAUCAACUUUUAGUUGAGAUGGAUGGUUUCACUUCCAGAGAUCAAAUUGUUGUUCUUGCCGGUACAAAUAGACCUGAUGUUCUUGAUCCCGCAUUGAUGAGACCUGGUAGAUUCGACAGACAUAUCCAACUAGAUGCUCCUGAUGUUGAGGGAAGGAAGGCCAUUUAUGAAGUUCACUUAAAACAUUUGAACCUAGCUCCUGCUUACAAGGAAAAGUCCGAAUUUGAGGCUUUGUCUGGUAAGUUAGCAGCAUUGACUCCGGGUUUUGCAGGUGCUGACAUUGCAAAUGCAUGUAACGAAGCUGCUUUGAUUGCAGCUAGACAUUCUGACCCUUACAUUGAACUACACCACUUUGAACAAGCAAUUGAAAGAGUUAUUGCGGGUCUAGAGAAAAAAUCUCGCGUUCUUUCCCCAGAAGAGAAGAAAACCGUUGCAUACCAUGAAGCAGGUCACGCAGUUUGUGGUUGGUUUUUGGAAUUUGCUGAUCCAUUACUUAAGGUUAGCAUUAUUCCUAGAGGCCAAGGUGCAUUGGGUUAUGCACAGUACUUGCCACCUGACCAAUAUUUAAUCAAUACUGAACAGUUCGAACAUCGUAUGAUUAUGGCUCUUGGAGGCAGAGUAUCUGAAGAAAUUCACUUCCCUUAUGUAACCAGUGGUGCCCACGAUGAUUUCAAGAAGGUUACAAAUAUGGCACAAGCUAUGGUUACGUCAUUGGGUAUGUCUAAAAAAAUCGGAUACAUAUCUUAUGACCAAGGUGAUGCGCAAUUCCAAGUUAACAAACCAUUUAGCGAAAGUACUGCUAGAAAAAUUGACCUUGAGGUUAAGAGAAUAGUAGAUGAUGCUCAUGCCAAAUGUGUGAAGCUUCUAACUGACAACUUAGACAAGGUUGAUCUGGUUGCUAAAGAACUACUUUCAAAGGAAAUGAUCACUAGAGAAGAUAUGAUCAGACUUUUAGGGCCAAGACCAUUCCCAGAGAAGAACGAGGCUUUUGAAAAGUAUCUAGAUCCAAAGAAAGGGAAGGAUGACAGUAAAAAUGAAUCGGAUCUCAAUCCUUCCACUGCUCAGUGA